This is a messenger RNA of Macadamia integrifolia, 1680 nucleotides long. Its product is annotated as hydroquinone glucosyltransferase-like. The transcript has a single exon. NCBI's taxonomy places the organism in Eukaryota, Viridiplantae, Streptophyta, Magnoliopsida, Proteales, Proteaceae. Gene Ontology annotation, molecular function: UDP-glycosyltransferase activity. The record is from RefSeq and is a predicted model, not a curated record. Bases 126 to 1553 code for a protein of 475 amino acids.
UUCCCCCGUCAAUCUCAGGUCUCAAACUCCCAUCCUUUCUUUACUAAAGAAGAAAAAACCAAAGAAAGAAACUCUCAUCCUUUCCCUUCAGCAUCUCCAAGGCUUGAAGGCUUCAAACCACAACCAUGGCUGGAACCCACCAAGCUUCUCCCCUCAUCACAAUUCUACCGAGUCCAGGUCUGGGUCACCUCAUCCCUCUCACACAGGUCGCCAGGCAACUCGUGGAUUACCACCACUUCUCUGUCACCUUCAUCAUUCCAACUGAUGGUACUAUCUCUAAAGCUGAAAAAGCUGUCUUAGAUUCUCUCCCCAAAUCCAUAAACUCCAUUGUCCUUCCUCCGGUGAGCUUCGAUGACCUUCCCAAUGAUAUAAAGAUUGAGACCCGUAUCAUACUCACCAUGACUCGUUCUAACCCUUCUCUUCGUGAAGCAUUGAAGGUCUUAACAUCCACUAAUUGUGUUUCUGCUUUGAUUGUUGAUCUCUUUGGUAUUGAAGCCAUGGAUAUCGCUAGGGAAUUCAAUGUUUCACCUUACAUCUUCUACCCUACCACAGCUAUGUGUUUGUCAUUGUUCCUCCAUUUUCCUAAGCUUGAUGAGUUGUACUCUUGUGAGUAUAGAGACAUGCCUGAACCUGUUGAAUUGCCUGGGUGUGUGCCCCUGUACGGAGAAGAGUUCUUGGACCCGGCCCAAGAUAGGAAGAAUGAAGCCUACAAAGGGCUUAUAGACAAUUGCAAGCGCUAUAGAUCAGCUGAGGGUAUCUUGGUAAACACGUUUGUAGCCUUGGAACCAGGUGCCAUCAAGGCCUUAAAAGAUGGUGUAGACCCAACCAUACCGCCGAUAUACCCGAUUGGACCACUCAUUCAGAACAGUUCAAGGGAGGCAGCCGGGGAAUCAGAGUGCUUGAAGUGGUUGGAUGGUCAGCCAAGUGGGGCUGUUCUAUAUGUUUCUUUUGGAACUGGUGGGGCCCUCUCGCCGGAGCAACUUAAUGAAUUGGCCUUGGGAUUGGAGCUGAGUGAGCAAAAUUUUUUAUGGGUUCUUAAGAGUCCAACUUUGACAGCUGCAGAUGCCAAUUAUUUCACAGUCCAAAGCAUUGAAGAGCCUUUGGCAUUCUUGCCCAGAGGGUUCUUAGAGAGGACCAAAGGGCGAGGCAUGAUAGUCCCCUCGUGGGCCCCACAGAUUCAAGUGCUGAGUCAUAGCUCCACCGGAGGGUUCCUCACCCAUUGUGGUUGGAAUUCGACCCUAGAGAGUGUGGUACAUGGUGUGCCCUUGAUUGUGUGGCCACUUUAUGCCGAACAAAAGAUGAAUGCAAAGAUGUUAGCAGAGGAAGGUUUGAAGGUUGCACUGAAGCCCAAAGCAGGGGGAAAUGGAAUAAUUGAGCGAGCGGAGAUCGCGACGGUGGUGAGAAGACUAAUGGAGGGUGAUGAAGGUAAGAAGAUAAGGAUUAGGAUGAGAUUGCUGAAAGAGGCAACUGCUAUGGUAUUGAGUGAAGAUGGGUCUUCAAGAAAAGCAUUAUCUGAAGUUUGUAACAAAUGGAAGAACAAAGUGAGCAUGUGAUGUGUUUGGCUUUUUUAUCUCUUACGCUUACCCUUGUAAUUUCUCUCUUGUUUGGGUCCUGAGAGUUCCAUUCUCUAUAGACUCUGGAACUUAUAUGCUAUUGUUGUUAUGCCACUUCAAGCUUUCA